Molecule: messenger RNA, 1374 nt
Organism: Lactuca saligna
Lineage: Eukaryota; Viridiplantae; Streptophyta; Magnoliopsida; Asterales; Asteraceae
Source: the annotation of a GenBank genome assembly
AUGAAACACUUUAUUCUUCCACCUGAGACUAAGGAUGUCACUUACGUUCCCAUAACACUUUCGUGGUAUACAGAUACCCAAGACGACAGCAAUACUUCUCCAGAAUGCAAAAAGUGUAAACUUAAUGGAGGGUAUUGUCUGCUAAAUCUUGACGCGGACUCGGCUACAAGUUGUUAUAUUUAUAAGGGGAGAAAUUUAGGUGUCAUUCUGGGUGUUAGUAUAAGCAUGGGAUUGCUUUUCCUAAUGGUGAUCGGCUAUGCAUUAUACAAAAUAAUCAAGAAAACUAAAUCUAAGAGAAGGAAACAAAGGUUUUUUAAGCGUAAUGGUGGUCUCCUUCUUAAACAACAACAAGCAACUGAUGUUGAUGAAACCAUACUCUUCACCUCUAAAGAAUUGGAGAAGGCUACUGACCAUUUUAAUGAGAAUAGAAUUCUUGGUCGAGGUGGUCAGGGUACUGUAUAUAAAGGUAUGUUAGCAGAUGGACGGAUCGUAGCAAUCAAGAAAUCAAUGGUGGUUGAUGAAAGUCAAGUAGUAGAGUUCAUCAAUGAGGUAGUCAUUCUUUCACAGGUCAACCAUAGAAAUGUGGUCAAAUUAUUAGGAUGUUGCCUAGAGACCGAGGUCCCACUACUUGUCUCUGAGUUCGUCUCAAAUGGUAAUUUAUAUGACCUUAUUCAAAAUGAAACUGAUGAGUUUUCAUUCUCUUUAUAUAUGAGAUUACAAAUUGCUACCGAGAUCGCAGGAGCACUUUCUUACUUACAUUCAGCAACCUCCAUUCCGAUAUACCAUAGGGAUAUCAAGACAACUAAUAUACUUUUGGAUGAAAAGUAUCGAGCAAAAGUUUCUGAUUUUGGUACUUCAAGGUUGGUAUCAAUAGAUCAAACUCAUUUGACUACAUUAGUUAAAGGGACUUUUGGUUAUUUGGAUCCAGAGUACUUUCAAUCGAGCCAGUUCACUGAAAAAAGUGAUGUCUAUAGUUUUGGAGUUGUUUUGUUGGAACUUUUGACAAGAGAAAAGCCAAUCUCCUUAACUAGAUUUGGUGAAAAUAGAAGUUUAGCUACACACUUUAUGCUAGCCAUGGAAGAAGGUCGUGCGAUGUCUGUUUUUGAUGCAAUGAUUGUUAAGGAAGGUUUUAGGACCGAGUUGUUGUCUAUAGCUAAUUUGGCAAUGCGAUGCUUGAACUUCAAUGGAAAAAAUAGGCCAACAAUGAAAGAAGUUUCAAUUGAGUUAGAAUGCAUUAGAUUGUCACAUGUUUCCCUUAUAGAUCAAACUAAUGUUGGCCUUGUGAAGCAAUAUGAGGAGGUAUCACCAAUAUAUGGUAAGUCAACAUCAACAUUGGUGACAAUCAGUGACAAUGUAGUUGAUGGAUCAUGGUAA